CGGACCGCAGCGCCGCGGUGCCGCAGUCAAACCCCUCCGGGUCAGUCAGUGGGUGAAAGGUCUGUCAGUCAGGAGUGACAGCAGCACGCAAACGCACCUCCCAGAGACACCGCCGACCAGACAAAAUGUCCAAGCAGCAGCAGAUCAGUCCGAUGAAGAACUUCUUCGCAGGAGGCUUCGGGGGCGUCUGCCUCGUCUUCGCCGGACAUCCACUCGACACCAUUAAGGUGCGUUUACAGACGCAGCCCAAGCCGAAACCCGGAGAAAGCCUCUUGUAUGCUGGAACCAUUGAUUGUCUCAAGAAGACCUUCGCCAAAGAGGGUAUGAAGGGAUUCUACAAAGGCAUGGCAGCGCCCAUCAUUGGAGUCACGCCCAUGUUUGCUGUCUGUUUCUUUGGAUUCGGAAUGGGCAAGAAACUACAACAGAAAACCCCCGAUGACAUCCUUACGUAUCCACAGCUGUUCGCUGCAGGCAUGUUGUCUGGCGUGUUCACCACGGCCAUCAUGGCUCCUGGAGAGCGCAUCAAAUGCCUCCUACAGAUCCAGGCAUCCACAGGAGAGGUGAAGUAUGCAGGACCCAUGGACUGCGUCAAACAGCUGUACAGAGAGUUUGGGAUCAGAGGAAUCUACAAAGGCACCGCGCUGACUCUGAUGAGAGAUGUUCCAGCUAGUGGGAUGUAUUUCACUUCUUAUGAGUGGUUGAAGAACGUCCUCACGCCAGCAGGAAAAAGCCACAACGAGCUCAGCAUCCCCAGUGUGCUGUUUGCUGGAGGGAUGGCUGGGAUCUUCAACUGGGCCGUCGCAAUCCCCGCCGACGUGCUCAAGUCCCGUUUCCAAACAGCUCCUGAAGGAAAAUAUCCCAAUGGAUUUCGGGACGUUCUGCGGGAGCUGAUCCGAGAGGAGGGCGUCGGCUCUCUGUAUAAAGGCUUCAACGCCGUCAUGCUCAGAGCUUUUCCUGCAAACGCUGCUUGUUUCUUAGGAUUUGAAUUUGCAAUGAAGUUCCUGCACUGGAUGGCACCGGACCUGUGAGCAUCGCCUCAUGUGGGAAUCCCAGGAAAACAUUGUUUAAUACGGAGCCGUUAUUAGCAACAUACACAGAAAGUCUCAAUGAGAUUUUAACAGUUUUCCAAAUAUGUGCUUGAUUAUCUUUGAACCUCGUACUGUAGACCGUGUGGGUCAUCAGACCCGUGGAGGAAGCAGAGCAGACACGGUGUGCGUAAACAUCAACACACACACACACACACACACACACACACAGACGCAGGUUCCCUCUCCUUUUCGUUUGGAAUUGUUUUCUUUUUAUUGUUGUUUUUUGUAGAAGAAAAGGGGAGAAGAGAACAUGCCGUGCCUUACCUUUCGUUAUCUGCGAGCAGGUGUACAUAUCAGGGAAAAGGUGAUUUAGGUUUUAUUAUGUUUGAUCAGUCGCUCGGCAAUACACACAUUUGAAAUAGUCUGCUUCCUCCGCUCAGUGACCCCCAAAGAUUUCUGUUCAUGCUCAUCUGAAAUCAUGAGAGUGGUCAUAGUGAGAUUCACUAAACAUUACAUGAAUGUCAAAAUGUAAAGAAAUUAAAAGCUAGAAUCCAUAUUUAGAAAUGA
This is a messenger RNA of Pungitius pungitius (ninespine stickleback), 1595 nucleotides long. It is a transcript of the gene slc25a20, whose product is annotated as solute carrier family 25 member 20. Gene Ontology annotation, molecular function: O-acyl-L-carnitine transmembrane transporter activity. Lineage: Eukaryota; Metazoa; Chordata; Actinopteri; Perciformes; Gasterosteidae. The coding region runs from base 126 to 1028 and encodes 300 amino acids. Gene Ontology annotation, cellular component: mitochondrial envelope. Gene Ontology annotation, biological process: mitochondrial transport; carnitine transmembrane transport. The record is from RefSeq and is a predicted model, not a curated record. The transcript has 10 exons.